Molecule: messenger RNA, 656 nt
Organism: Paramecium sonneborni
Lineage: Eukaryota; Ciliophora; Oligohymenophorea; Peniculida; Parameciidae
Source: the annotation of a GenBank genome assembly
AUCUUAAUGAGUAAUGAUCCCUACUAAUGACCAUUUCCGAAACUUACUGAUAUUAUGAAUCUCUAAACUAUAAGUAACUAAAAUAUUUAUAACAAGCUUAUUAGAAAAUACAAAGCCAAUCCUUACACCAAGAGAAACAUCUAAUAAUCAUGGUAUUGAAGGAUCAAUAGCGAAAUAAUUUAAUUAUUAACAUAAAUGAGAUUUUAUCAACAAAAAUGAUGAUAUAGAAGGUGCAAGAUCAAAGUCAAAUAUACGUCCUUCUAAUAGGCAUGAUUUACAGUUAACUAUAGAUGACAUUAAAGGUUCUAGACCAAAAAUUGUUAAAUUUUAAACAUCACGUUAACCACUUAAUCCUCUCAAACCAUAAUAUAAACUACCUACUUAUAUGGCCUCUUAACCACAUUAACCUAAAUUCAUUAGAGAUGGCCAUAAUAUUUAAGAUAUUCAAGGAGCUUAACCUAAAUAAACACAUAAGAAAAUCAUUAUAAAAGAUUCAGAACAUGAAGACAUAUAUGGAUCUCAUCAAAUCCCUAAAUUUAUUCCUAAAGGUAUUAAAUUACAUAUUCUUUAGAUAAAAUUGAAUCCCUCUUUGUUAAAGAUAUUAAUGAUUACUUAUUACAUAAAACUACUAUCAACAUUAUGAUGAUAAAGGGUAU